Messenger RNA from Oncorhynchus masou masou (cherry salmon), 2626 nucleotides. RefSeq names its product threonyl-tRNA synthetase 1 (gene tars1). Gene Ontology annotation, biological process: threonyl-tRNA aminoacylation. The transcript is spliced from 18 exons. The record is from RefSeq and is a predicted model, not a curated record. Bases 109 to 2274 code for a protein of 721 amino acids. Gene Ontology annotation, molecular function: threonine-tRNA ligase activity; ATP binding. NCBI's taxonomy places the organism in Eukaryota, Metazoa, Chordata, Actinopteri, Salmoniformes, Salmonidae. Gene Ontology annotation, cellular component: cytoplasm.
GAUUGCAUCAGUUAGUGACGCAAUAUCCGGGACACGAUCUUGCCGGUGAGCUGGCUGAACUGAUUAACACAAUUGAAACAAUAUAUUUACGGGUAUAGUAUUCGUAUAAUGGCGGAAAAGAGCAUGGCGGAGCAAAUGGAGGAGUUGAAAGUUGACGACGGGAAAAAGGGAGGAGGAGCCAAAGAUGGAGAGAAGAAGAAGAAGAAGGUUGCAGCGGGAGACGCUGGUGGGAAGACAGAGCUGUCCCCUCCUCCCGGGUACAUGGAGGAGCGUCUGUCCCUGUACACUAAACUGAAGGAGGAGCAUGAUGCUCUGAUGGCAGAGAGGGCAGAGAAGGACAGUAAAUCCAUCAAUGUGACUCUGCCAGAUGGGAAGGUGGUGGAGGCUGAGUCCUGGAAGACCACGCCCUACCAGGUGGCUGCUGGCAUCAGUCAGGGUCUAGCUGACGCCACAGUGAUAGCUAAGGUGAACAGCUCUGUGUGGGACCUGGACCGACCUCUAGAGGAAAACUGCAGUCUGCAGCUACUCAAGUUUGAUGACGACGAGGCUAAAGCUGUGUACUGGCACUCCAGUGCCCACAUAAUGGGUGAGGCAAUGGAGAGGGUCUACGGAGGCUGCUUGUGUUACGGUCCGCCCAUCGAGAACGGCUUCUACUACGACAUGUUCCUGGACCAAGAGGGGGUGUCCAGUAAUGACUUCCCCUGUUUGGAGAACUUGUGUAAGAAGAUCAUCAAGGAGAAGCAGCCCUUUGAGAGGCUGGAGAUCAAGAAGGAGACUCUCCUGGAGAUGUUCAAGUACAACAAAUUUAAGUGCCGGAUCCUGAAUGAGAAGGUGACCACCCCAACCACUACUGUGUACAGGUGUGGUCCGCUGAUUGACCUGUGCCGAGGACCCCAUGUCCGACACACUGGAAAGAUCAAGGCCCUGAAGAUCCACAAGAACUCCUCUACCUACUGGGAGGGCAAGGCUGACAUGGAGACUCUUCAGAGGAUCUACGGCAUCUCCUUCCCUGAUCCUAAGAUGCUAAAGGAGUGGGAACGCUUCCAGGAGGAGGCCAAGAGCAGGGACCACCGCAAACUGGGACGGGAACAGGAUCUGUUCUUCUUCCAUGAUCUGUCUCCAGGCAGUUGUUUCUUCCUGCCUAAAGGAUCCUACAUCUACAACAGUCUGGUGGACUUUAUCAGGUCUGAGUACCGUAAGCGAGGCUUCCAGGAGGUGGUAACCCCUAACAUCUAUAACAGUAAGCUGUGGCAGACAUCAGGCCACUGGCAGCACUACAGCGACAACAUGUUCUCCUUCGAAGUGGAGAAGGAGGUGUUCGCCCUCAAACCUAUGAACUGCCCGGGACAUUGUCUGAUGUUUGACCACCGACCGCGUUCCUGGAGGGAGCUGCCUCUGCGAAUGGCUGACUUCGGCGUGCUGCAUCGUAACGAGCUGUCUGGCGCUCUGACUGGGCUGACCCGUGUACGACGCUUUCAGCAGGACGAUGCCCACAUCUUCUGCACCAUGGACCAGAUUGAGGAGGAGAUUAAGGGUUGUCUGGACUUCCUGCGUACAGUCUACGACUGUUUUGGUUUCUCCUUCAAACUCAACCUGUCCACCCGGCCUGAGAAGUUCCUGGGAGAGCCUGCGGUCUGGGAUCAGGCUGAGAAGCAACUGGAGAACAGUCUGAAUGAGUUUGGCGAGAAGUGGGUCCUCAACCCUGGAGACGGGGCCUUCUACGGACCGAAGAUUGACAUCCAGAUCAAGGAUGCUAUUGGUCGAUACCAUCAGUGUGCCACCAUCCAGCUGGACUUCCAGCUACCAAUCCGCUUCAACCUCACCUUUGUCAGCCAUGAUGGAGACGAUAAGCAGAGGCCAGUCAUCAUCCACAGAGCCAUCCUGGGAUCAGUAGAGAGGAUGAUCGCUAUCCUCACUGAGAACUACGGAGGGAAAUGGCCGCUGUGGCUGUCUCCUCGUCAGGUGAUGGUGGUACCUGUAGGACCCACCCUGGAUGACUAUGCACAGAAGAUCCGUGAUGAUUUCCACCGUGGAGGUCUGAUGACAGACGUAGACUGUGAUGCCAGCUGCACCCUGAACAAGAAGAUACGCAACGCACAGCUGGCACAGUACAACUUCAUCCUGGUUGUGGGUGAGAAGGAGAAGACCAGUGAGACGGUGAAUGUGCGUACGCGUGACAACAAGGUGCACGGAGAGCGCAGCGUCAAUGAGUGUAUGGAGCGUCUCAAACAGCUGAAGGCCUCACGCAGCCGCAACGCGGAGGAGGAAUUCUGAUCCCUCUGACGGUCCUUCAGUGAACCGCAUCUCAGAGGAUUUAAACUGGUUCAACUUCAAACACAAAGUGCAGGACUUCCGAGUCCUUAGAGGGAGCUCGCUCGCUCGGUCUUUUACUUAACUUGACUACGCAUCUGUCUACAUUUCUUAAUAAAGUUUUUUAUUUUAUUUUUUGCUUUUUGAGAUCACAUUCUAAUUCGUUGAACGUUUUGAUAAAACAAAGCAUAAAUCACAACUCUUUCAAUGGAACCUCCAAUGUCCUCUUGUAAUAUGUGAAACUCAUGAUACUGUCGAUGAUCUGUUGUGGAAAUGUUACAAGGGAUGACCUCUACUUUUAAAUUGAUUUAUACCA